AAUUUUUAAAGUUUUUUAAUUUUUGUUCCCAAAUUGCUUUAUCAUGGUCGCCUCAGUGAUUUUGAUUAUUCAUAUCACUUUAUUGUGCCUAUUUUCGUUGAUGAAUAUUACUGAUGGUCAACCUAGAAUUAUGCAAGGCUUUCAGGUUAGUAUUGCUGAACUUCCAUAUAUGGCCUCGUUGCGUUUCAAGGGACUGGAGUAUAACACGAGAAUAGGAGCAGGCAUGUUUUGCCAUGCGACUAUUAUUCGUAAUCGUGUGCUUCUCACCUCAGCUUAUUGUAUAUUUGAUAGGAAUCAAGAUGAUAUAUUAGUUGUGGUAGGAAACACGUACCUGAGAGGCAUGAGCCAUACAAUGAAGGUGCUAGAGAUCUCAGAUUGGCGUAUGCAUGGAUUGUAUGAAUACGAAGGAUUGCCAUACGAUAUUGCAAUGAUCUUCACGGAGGCGGAUAUAGAACCCGUUGAAGGGUCUGUUGGCUACCUACCCCUCAAUACGGACGUAAUAAAGCCGAAUAGCCACUGUUUAUUGGCCGGCUGGGGUCAAUCCAAACCUUCCACAGAGCAAACUUGGUCGAAUAUACCACAUGCCAUAUGGCUGCGGACUGUCAGAAAGCAAGAUUGUUAUAUGUACACUCGUGAGCCUGGUAUUAUUUGCACCAAAGCGGACAAAAAUAUGGGGGCCGACUUCGGUGAUAUAGGGGGCGCAUUGGUGUGCGGCUAUAAACUUUAUGGCAUCAGCGGCCAGGUGGUGAGUGGUAGCUCUUUAGCCACGUUUACAGAAAUACGUGUCUUUUCCAAAUGGAUAAGAGCAGCCAUGUAUCUGCACUUCAAUGGAACCCGGAACGGAAUUAUGGCACUUCGAUCGAUUUGUAGCCAGAGGCCAGCUAUUUUGGCCAUCAGCCUUUAUGUGGCCACCAACUGA
This is a messenger RNA of Drosophila navojoa, 919 nucleotides long. Its product is annotated as granzyme C-like. The record is from RefSeq and is a predicted model, not a curated record. Gene Ontology annotation, molecular function: serine-type endopeptidase activity. NCBI's taxonomy places the organism in Eukaryota, Metazoa, Arthropoda, Insecta, Diptera, Drosophilidae. Gene Ontology annotation, biological process: proteolysis.